GGUAGAUUCCAAGUAAAAAUGCCUUUGCGCGAGUCUCCUGAGGCUCUUGGAGACUCUUACUCACUUGCUAAGAGAUGUUUUUUAAAUUUGGAAAGGCGUUUUCAAAAGCAGCCGAAAUUAAAGGAAAUGUAUAGUGAUUUUAUACAUGAAAAUACCAACCCUAGUAAUCUAAAGCAAUUUGUUUACAAUCGAGUAAAUGAAAUUCAUGAACUGACUGACAAAUCUACAUGGCAUCACAUUUCUACAGAAAUAAAUCCGGCAGACAUAGCUUCUCGAGGAGUCAGCCCUAGCAAGCUUCAAGAUUUAGAAUUAUGGUGGAGUGGCCCACCCUUUUUAAUGAAACCUAAAACGGAGUGGCCAAGCGCUCCUAUAGAAAAUGUUGAGCUUCCGGAGCUCAAAGUAUAUUCAUGUUGUGUGUCUGCUGAGCAUUCAUUUGAGUUUGAUAGGUUCUCGAAAUUUCAACGAAUGAUCCGGGUGGUAGGAUAUAUCUUAAGAUUUAUUCACAAUUGUAAAACAAAGAAGGAUUCGCGGCUAAGUGGUGAUCUGAGUAACGAUGAAAUAGAUAGGUCUACUCAGACCCUAAUCAAAACCUGCCAUCAAGAUUCCUUUCCAAAUGAGGUGCAAUCAUUAAAAAACAAUAAAAAGAUACAUCAUAAAUCGAGGAUUUUGUCACUAAACCCUUACUUAGAUGAGCAUGAUUUGAUUAGGGUUGGAGGCAGAAUCCAAAACUCAAUCUGUGAGUAUUCUAAAAAACAUCCCAUUUUAUUAUGUGUACGUCAUAACUUUACGAAACUGUUGUUUCAGAAAGAACAUGUGCGUCAUAAACAUUGUGGGCCUGAAUUAUUACUUAGCAUUAUACGAGAUCAAUAUUGGCCCAUCGGGGGACGUAAUCUUGCACGCAGUACAUUUAGGAAAUGUAUCGUGUGUGUUCGUAUGCAGAGUAACUUAAUACAGCCUAUGAUGGGUAACUUACCCCCUCCUCGAGUCACUCUUACCUAUCCCUUCCUCGCGACAGGCGUAGACUUUGGCGGGCCCUUCUCAAUCGUAGACCGUAAGGGCAGAGGAUGUAAGAUAUCCAAAUGUUGGCUUAGUCUUUUUGUGUGUUUAAGCACUAAGGCAUUAACUUUGGAGGUGGGUAGUAGUCUGAGUACUGAAGCAUUUUUAAUGUGUUUGCGUAGAUUUAUAUCACGUCGUGGCAAGCCUCAUGAUAUUUAUUGUGACAAUGGCACCAACUUUGUGGGUGCAAAUAAUGAGCUAGGCAGAAUGUUGCAGGCAAGCCAAAGUUCUGUUAGUGCGGCUGCCCACGACGAGGGCAUUAAAUUUCAUUUUUCGCCCGCUUAUUCCCCUCACUGGAGGGGGCUGAACGAGGCUGGAAUCCGUUCAGCAAAGUUACUAAUGAAACGUGUAAUAGGAAAUGCGAAUCUGACGUUCGAGGAGCUCACGACGCUAUUCACCCAGAUUGAAGCAAUUCUUAACUCCCGCCCGUUAACUCCUCUAACGUCAGACCCUUCCGAUGUUACUCCUCUGACUCCAGGGCACUUCCUUAUAGGCCGGCCGCUGACAGCUUUACCAGAACCACCUAUUUUAACAAAUUAUCCAAACAGAUACCAAAAAUUGGAACAGCUUAAGCGGCAUUUCUGGGACCGGUUUCAUAGGGAAUAUUUAAGUGAGCUGCAGCAGCGGACUAAGUGGCGAGAGCAGAGGAGAACACUCAAAGAGGGCGAUCUUGUUGUCAUCAAGGACGACAACCUUCCCCCAAUGCGAUGGCGCUUGGGACGAGUUAAGAAACUGUAUCCAGGGGCAGACGGCAUCACUCGAGUAGCCGAUUUCACGACCUCACGUGGCGUAAUCCAGAGGGCCUUAGGCAGGGUCUGUCUGCUACCAGCUAUCAACCCAGAGGACGAGUCUCUUGGUAACCAGGGUUCCCAAGGCGGGGAGCCUGUUCACGCGCACGGCACAUGAUCUGCGCCGGCGGGAGUGGGGCGCGGGCGCCGCGGCUGCGACCGA
Pieris napi is the source of this 2007-nucleotide messenger RNA. RefSeq lists its product as uncharacterized. The transcript is spliced from 2 exons. Gene Ontology annotation, molecular function: nucleic acid binding. Bases 19 to 1962 code for a protein of 647 amino acids. The record is from RefSeq and is a predicted model, not a curated record. NCBI's taxonomy places the organism in Eukaryota, Metazoa, Arthropoda, Insecta, Lepidoptera, Pieridae. Gene Ontology annotation, biological process: DNA integration.